Rosa chinensis is the source of this 6388-nucleotide messenger RNA. RefSeq names its product transcriptional activator DEMETER-like. Gene Ontology annotation, biological process: base-excision repair. NCBI's taxonomy places the organism in Eukaryota, Viridiplantae, Streptophyta, Magnoliopsida, Rosales, Rosaceae. The record is from RefSeq and is a predicted model, not a curated record. Gene Ontology annotation, molecular function: DNA demethylase activity; DNA N-glycosylase activity; 4 iron, 4 sulfur cluster binding.
AGUGCCAAGGACACUUUUGCUGCCUAUAAUUUAUAAUUUCUGGUUUCUUAAUUUACUGCCUCUGUCUCUUUCUCUCUCUCUCUCUUGUCUCUUUCUCUCUCCUCUCUCUUUCUCUCUCUCUCUCUCUUUCCUCCAUGAAAAUUAACUGACUUUUCCGGCAUUGACUGACCCAUGAGUCGCCGGGCCCCGACUCCGAGACUCACAGUCAGAUCGGUGGAAGUUGUUUUGUUGGAGGGAUCCCUUUGUGGAUUUUGGUCCGGAGUAGUAUUGGACAUUUCCGAUACAAAUUCAUGAAAUAGGAAAGUCAGAAAGUUGGGUUAGUUUGCCGAGGGGCUGAGCUCAAGUAUGAAGUUUGGAGGGGAUUUUUCAGUUCCGGUGGAUGAGGAUUUUCGGUCCAUGCCUCCUUGGGUACCGGUAACGCCUCAGAAGCCUCUUCCAUUGAAACCUCACCCUAUGCUGCUUAACCCCCACGGUAAUCACCUACCAGCAGCAAAUUGGCAACACGAAUUGGGGAAUGUACAAUUGGGUGAUACUUACAAUGGCAUGAGCCCAGCUAUCAACCCAAUUGUCCAGUUUCCUAGAAAUGUUGGGUGUUAUGGUGUUGAUGGACGUCUGGCUCCGCAGAAUGGAAUGACAAAUCACAUUCCAGGUUCAUACUCACAGUUGCUUGGCAGUGACAGCUCAAGUUGGAACAAUGAAUCCUUCACACAACUACUACUUCAGGAUAAUGCAGCUGCAGUUUACGUUGCCUCUGCAGACAGGAAUCUUAGCAGAAGUGUUGACAUAGCAGCAAAUGCACCUCUAACUCCUAAGUUGCAUCCUCAAGUGGCCAACCAAAGAAACAAUUCAAGUAGUUUCUUGCUGACCAACCAAAAUUGCAACAAUGGUUCAUACCCUUCGAGUGCGGUGAUGAGCAGGCGCACGGUUGUGGAUUUCCCUUCUCUGUUUGAUAACAGUCAGGGGCAUUCCAAUGUAGCUAAUUGGUUGCUUAACAACGAAAAUCACAGCUCAAGUUCAAACUUGUUGAGUAAUGGUCACAGCUCACCCCAUAUAAGCCAGAAUGUUUUCCCCAUGCCCUUGCGACCGAGCUAUGAUCUAAACUUAAACUCCUCACCGAGAACAGAAGCCGAUACUACUUCAUGUGUUCCCAGCCAACUCCAAUUCACACCAUAUAGGGCCAAUCGUAUGGAGAACAACCGUCUUUCGGCAAUACAAACAUCCUUGACAGAUGAAAGCUCUAGCAAGGAAAACGACAAGCAGGUGGACUUUUUCACGUCUACAGGAGAUGUAGCAAUUCAGAAACAUGGUGGAGAACUCUUGCAGAAUAUCGUGGAGUCAGCUUCUGCAACCAUUUCUACACCAUACAAGGAAAAUAAAGAUUCUGACCAUGAAAGUGACAGAGGGAUUGAUCUAAACCAGACAGCCCAGCACAAAACACCCAAGAGAAGGAAGCACAGGCCAAAAGUAAUCAUAGAAGGCAAAACCAAAAGGACUCCAAAGCCUGCAACUGCAAAGAAUGCAGAGCCUAAGGAGUCCCGAACAGGAAAGAGGAAAUACGUUAGAAAGAAUGUCCAAAAGGAAUCGUCAAGUCAACUGGUAGAUGGUACGAGUGAAGCAACAUACCAUAAUUGGAAUAGCUGCAAAUCAUGCAGGAGAGUUCUAGACUUUGAUUUGGAAAUGACCACAGUUGAAAAGCAGGGCAAAGCUGCUAGAAAUAAUCAGUCUAAAAUGAAGUCUGCUAAGCUGAUUGACCUAGAAAAUGAAGUGAUGGUAGAAAACCAGAGACUGGAAUCUAUGAGUCACCCUGGCCCUUCAAUGAGUCAUUUGCCAAGUAACUAUAUAAUUCUUCCAGAAGGACAAGAAUCUGCAGUGCCUCAUGCUACAAGAGGAGACACACAGAUAAACAAUUUGCAUGUCACAAAAAGGCAUGCAGAUAGUCGAUAUGAAUACGCUCCCAUGCUGCAACAUGGCCAGGAUGAAAGAGUAGGCAAACAUGCCGUGCGAGCAAAGACUAAUGGUGAAAACCAUGAGAAGACUAAAGAAAGUGUUAAUCAGGGUGCCUAUCAAUCAGCACUAAAAGCUCUGUCACCUGCUAGUGAAGGAAGGGGAUCCAAGAGGGAAUAUUGUCAUAAUAUUCAGCAGACACAUCUUUGUUCCAAUAAUCUGUCUAGUUCACUGUUGUGCCAGGAGACAUUUGAAUUGGAUGGCCAUCAGGAACGUAGCUGCACUAUCAGCAAAGCAAGCCAUAAAAAGCAGAAAGUUGACAAUCGAUACUUGUCCAUCCACGACAUGCCGUUUAAAGUCACAGCAGUUGAGGAGGGUCUUGGAAGAGUUGAAAGAAAAAGGGCAAAUGAUGCCAACUCCAAUGGAUUUGCAGCAGCACUAAACCAUACAAUAUUGAAUUCUUACAUUGGAAGUAACAGAAUGAAAGAGAGAGAAAACAAUGGGGUCAACAAGUGUACCAGUGACAGGUUCAUUGAUUCUAUAGCUUCUGAGCAUGAUUCGCCAAAGCAGCAGAUACCAUUCAAAUCGAAUUCUUGCAAAGAAAUCACUCAAGUUCUUAGCUUCUCUACCAAUUCCACAAUGGAAACAUGUAAGCAGCUUGUCUCAUCAUCUCCCAGAAAAUCCUCUCGACGAGGUAAGAGGCAGGAAUUGCAAACUCAGGAACCAAAGUCAGCAACGAAGCAGGCUGUGGUAUCCACUGUAUUGGAAUCUGCUUUACCAAGUACAGAUAAAAUGCUGCAAGAACAGGAUUUCUUGUAUGAUCAUCAACAGUCUUCUGCAAAAACAUUAGGGCUUCCGCUAAGAACAAUAUAUCCUUCAAUUAUGGAUGACAUCAUACAUCGAUUUAGUGUUCUGAGCAUCAAUGGGAGCUGCAAUGAAUUUCAGGAGCAAGCGCAAAAUGCACUUGUUCCAUACAAAGGAGAUGGUGCAGUUGUUCCCUAUGAAGGGUCUGAAUAUAUUAAGAAACGUAAGCCACGGCCUAAAGUGGAGCUUGACUCAGAAACAAAUAGGAUUUGGAACCUUCUGAUGGGGAAGGAAGGAAGUGAAGGCACUGAAGGACCUGACAAGCAAAAGGAGAAGUAUUGGGGAGAGGAAAGAAAGGUUUUCCAAGGUCGAGUCGACUCAUUCAUUGCACGCAUGCACCUUGUUCAAGGGGACAGACGUUUUUCACGGUGGAAAGGAUCAGUUGUUGACUCAGUGAUUGGAGUUUUCCUUACUCAAAAUGUUUCAGACCAUCUAUCAAGCUCUGCCUUCAUGUCUUUGGCAGCAAGAUUUCCGCUAAAGUCAAUGAGCAAUCACCAAACACAAGACAAGGUUGGGACAGACAUACUGGUUAAAGAACCAGAAGUAUGCAUUCCAAUCCCAGAUGAUGCUACCAAAUGGCCUGAAGAAAGAACAAGUCAACCAAUCUAUAACCCAAUCUCUAUGACACCCUAUGAAUCUCCAGAACAUCAGAGAGACAGUGAGACUUCCAGGACAGGAAAGAACUUAAUGGAGGCACAUAGUCAAUGUUUGGAGGAAGAAUUUGUAUCAUCUCAAGAUUCUUUUGGCUCCUCGGUCACUCAAGGAACUGCAGGAUUUAGAUCAUACUUGGUCUCCAAUUCAGAAGCAGAAGGUCCUACCGCUCGGCGCCAACCCAACAAGGUUAGCUCUAAUUCAGCUUACCCACCGAUGGAGAAAGAUAUCGUAUUUCAAGACUUUUACCAUGAAGUACAAGGAAGUCCACUAUUAGAUGAUGGAUCCAGGCAGAGGCUUAAACAAUGGGGGGAGCUAAAGACAAGAUCAGACAGAAUAGAUGAUUUCAGUGGCACUUGUUCAGUCACAAAUCCAAUCAAUCUUGACAACCGAAAAAUGCGACCAUCAAUUGCUCCUUCCAGCAGCAAUCAUUUACAGAUGUACCUAAAUUCUGGAGAACCAGAGCCAUUUGGAUUGGAAAGUUUCAGUGAAGAAAGCAUAUCUUCUUGUUGGCCUUCAACUGCUUCCAAGGUCAAUGUGCAAAAAGAUGACUAUUACAAGAGCUUCAGAAAUAAGGAAUUGUCAGGAACUGUUGUUAGUUCAUCUGUCGAACAAAGUACUUUGUGGAGCUCUCAAGAACCUGCCACAAAGGAUCCAUAUGGUGCUCUCAGACAGCACUCAAGUGACCAGCAAAAUUAUUGUCAGCCAAGACCCAGCAAUGAAUAUUAUCAACCUUCCCGCGAAAGUCAUCAACAUGAGGGGAACCAGACCUUCCAAUUAGAGAAAAAUUCAUUCAUAGAGCCUGUAAAACAUAGUGAACAACUUCCAGGAAAGAAGAAUGAUGGCAUGCAGCAAGUCCCAAAUGUCAAUCAGCUGAAUAAGAAAUCUUCAAAUGCCGGAGAUAGUAUCUCUACAGUGAACAAUGGAUCGGUUAAUUCAAAUACAAAGGAGCAAUCUUCCCAUGAACGGUCACAGAAUGAGAUUGUUACUAAUAUUUCAAAAGGAAGGAAGAAAAAGUCAGAAAGUGACAAAAAGAACGCAGUUGACUGGGAUAAUUUGAGAACGCAGGUGCUGGCCGAUGGUAGGAAAAAGGAAAGAAACAAAGAUGCAAUGGACUCGCUUGACUAUGAAGCACUUAUAAAUGCUAAUGUUAAAGAGAUUUCUAAUGCUAUCAGGGAGCGAGGGAUGAACAACAUGCUAGCUGAGCGAAUUCAGGACUUCCUAAAUCGAGUGGUUAAAGACCAUGGAAGCAUCGAUUUGGAAUGGUUGAGAGAUGUGCCCCCUGAUAAAGCAAAGGAUUAUCUAUUAAGUAUUCGAGGUUUGGGCUUGAAAAGUGUGGAAUGUGUUCGUCUUUUGACACUUCACCAUCUUGCUUUCCCGGUUGAUACAAAUGUUGGAAGAAUAGCAGUACGACUUGGAUGGGUCCCCCUCCAACCAUUACCUGAAUCACUCCAGCUCCAUCUCCUAGAACUGUACCCGAUGCUGGAGUCAAUUCAAAAGUAUCUCUGGCCAAGAUUAUGCAAACUUGAUCAAUUAACCCUGUAUGAGUUACACUACCAGAUGAUUACAUUUGGAAAGGUUUUCUGCACAAAAAGCAAACCAAAUUGCAACGCAUGUCCAAUGAGAGGCGAGUGCAGACACUUCGCAAGUGCUUUUGCAAGUGCUCGACUUGCCCUGCCGGGGCCAGAGGAGAAGAGUAUUGUAAGUUCAAAUACUGCAGCUGUAGCUGAGAAGAAUCCUGCUGGAGCUGGCAAUAUAAUGUCAUUACCUCCACCUGAAAACUACUCGCUUCAGAAAGUAGGUUCUUAUAGAAGUGAACCAAUCAUAGAAGAACCAGCGACACCAGAGCAAGAAUUCACUAAUCUAUCACAAAGUGACAUUGAAGACUUGUUCAAUGAGGAAUAUGAGGAGGAUCCUGAUGAGAUUCCUACCAUCAAUGUCAGCAUGGAACAGUUCACAGAUACAUUACAAAACUAUAUGCAAAAGAACAUGGAUCUCCAAGAAGGUGACAUGUCCAAGGCUUUAGUUGCCUUGAAUCCAGAAGCUGCUUCUCUGCCUAUUCCCAAGCUCAAGAAUGUCAGUCGACUACGAACAGAGCACCAAGUGUAUGAACUACCAGAUUCACAUCCACUUUUGGAAGGGAUGGACAGACGGGAACCAGAUGAUCCAAGCCCAUACCUUCUUGCAAUAUGGACACCAGGUGAAACUGCAAAUUCAUUUCAACCACCAGAAAGCAGGUGUGGCUCCCAAGAUGGAACCAGAUUGUGCAAUGAGAAGACAUGCUUUUCAUGCAACAGUAUAAGAGAAGAAAAGUCACAGAUAGUCAGAGGGACAAUUUUGAUUCCUUGUAGAACAGCAAUGAGAGGGAGCUUUCCACUCAAUGGCACAUACUUUCAGGUUAAUGAGAUGUUUGCAGAUCAUGCUUCUAGUGUCAACCCAAUUGAUGUUCCAAGGGGAUGGAUAUGGGAUUUACCAAGACGACCUGUGUACUUUGGAACUUCUGUAACAUCAAUAUUCAAAGGUCUAUCAACAGAGGGGAUCCAGUACUGCUUUUGGAGAGGAUAUGUUUGUGUAAGGGGCUUUGACAGAAGUACAAGAGCGCCAAAACCCUUAAUCACAAGAUUGCACUUUCCUCAAAGCAAGAUGACGAAGGCCAAAAAUGAAGAGUGAGGACCAUGGUGCAGAGAAGAUUUUCUUUCAGGAGAUCAGAUCACUGACUUUAUGAAAAGAAGAACAAUGACUAACAAAUUCUAGCAUAUUCAAUUAUUCUUCCUCUAGCAUGAGAGGCAUUCAUUAUACAGUAGGAAGGUAGCAGAAAGCAAAUUCAGAUAUAAAAGUUGAGAUCUCAUUAAAAAUUGUUGUAAAGAAAUAAUCCCCAUUAUUAUUGUUUCAAUAAAUGCUCAAAAGAGAGCAAUUCUUCGAUUAUCAA